Messenger RNA from Capsella rubella, 771 nucleotides. RefSeq names its product LOB domain-containing protein 25. The record is from RefSeq and is a predicted model, not a curated record. NCBI's taxonomy places the organism in Eukaryota, Viridiplantae, Streptophyta, Magnoliopsida, Brassicales, Brassicaceae. The transcript has 2 exons. The annotation marks the transcript as partial.
AUACCCAAGAGAGUAACAAAGAAGAUCAUACCUUUUCAAGAAGAUACCAAGAAGAGCUAGGGACCUUUUCUUGUUGCUCCAUAUUUAAGGGGACGUACAAUAACAAAAAUGUCCAACUACACAAACUCGCCAUGUGCAGCAUGCAAAUUCCUCCGGCGGAAAUGCACAUCAGACUGCGUAUUCGCACCCUAUUUUCCACCGGAGGAACCUACAAAGUUUGCAAACGUCCACCGGAUAUUCGGGGCAAGUAACGUGAGCAAGAUCCUUCAAGAAGUGGCUCCACAUCAGCGGGAAGACGCAGUGAACUCGCUUGCUUACGAGGCCGAGGCGCGGCUUAAAGAUCCAGUGUAUGGCUGCGUUGGUGCGAUCUCAGUGCUCCAGAGACAGGUCUUGAGGUUGCAAAGGGAACUAGAGGAGACAAAUGCUGAUCUCAUGAGGUAUGCUAGUUGUCUUGGUGGUGAAACGACGUCGGCCUAUGGUGGGCGCAGGGGUUGAAUGGUCAACGACGGUGGUUGAUGUAUUAGUCAUCAAAUCAUCAUCACUCUUUGAGAGAAUUAGCGGCGGAGAAGUAUAAAGAGAGAUGUGUUUGAUGUGAUGGAAGUGAUGACUGAUGAGGAUAUAUAUCUUCGUAUGUAUAUAUGUCUAUAUAUAUGGGGGCAUGCAUGUAUGUAUGUAUGUAUGUGUACGUAUGUUAAUUUGUUUGCAUGUAUAUAAUUAUGGGUAUGUGUAAUUUAACUUGGGAGGUCAAGAAAUAUUUUUGUUGAUGUUGAA